This is a messenger RNA of Cutaneotrichosporon cavernicola, 1029 nucleotides long. RefSeq lists its product as uncharacterized. NCBI's taxonomy places the organism in Eukaryota, Fungi, Basidiomycota, Tremellomycetes, Trichosporonales, Trichosporonaceae. Gene Ontology annotation, biological process: catechol-containing compound metabolic process. The record is from RefSeq and is a predicted model, not a curated record. The coding region runs from base 1 to 1029 and encodes 342 amino acids. The transcript has 3 exons. Gene Ontology annotation, molecular function: ferric iron binding; catechol 1,2-dioxygenase activity.
AUGCCAAAGGUCAGCGACGUCCCCCAUGUCGGCAAGGCGAUCCUGGACGCCAUCCAGCGCGGUGCACCCGACGUCGACCUCGACGACCUGCCCAACCUGACCGAUAUGAGCGCCGACAAACUCACCGAGAACGUCAUUGCCAUUAACCAGGGAUGCACGAAUCCCAGGCAGAAGUAUGUGCUCGAGGCUCUUGUGCGGCACAUGCACUCGUUUGUCAAGGAGGUCGGCCUUACGCCCGAAGAGUGGAUGACCGGCCUUGAAUUCCUCACCAAGACUGGACAGAUGUGCACCGAUAUCCGGCAAGAAUUUAUUCUCCUCUCGGACGUGUUUGGCGUUUCCGCACUCGUUGACACGCUCAACCACCCCAAGCCUCCUGGAGCGACCGAGGCGACAGUCCUCGGCCCAUUCUUCGUCGAGGAUGCGCGCGAGGUGGCAAUCGGCGGCGAAAUUGCCGGCGAAGAAUCGGGCGAGCCAAUGCUCGUCAAGGGCCGUAUCCUCGACACGAACGGAAAGCCUAUCCCCAACUGCCUCAUCGAGACCUGGGAAACAGACGAGGACGGAUACUACGACACGCAGCGGUCCGGAGAGGACGGGUACGUGCAGGACUGCCGUGGGCGCCUGUAUUCCGACAAGGAUGGCAACUAUGCUUUCCGCUGUGUCAUGCCUGUUCCAUACCCGAUUCCGAACGACGGGCCAGUCGGCCAGCUCCUGCGCAGCAUGAACCGACACGUCUUCCGCCCGGCGCACUUGCACAUGAUGUUUAUCGCCGACGGAUACGAAAAGCUCAUUACCGCGCUGUACUUCAAGGGCGACAUCUUCCUCUCGUCGGACGCAGUGUUUGGUGUCAAGAGCAGCCUGGUCGAGGAUCCUAAGAAGGUUACGGAUCCGGCCGAGGCGCGCAAGGCUGGAUUCAAGAAGGACGAGUUUUACCUGUGCGACCGCGACUUCAUCCUUAUUACCGAGCAGCAGGCCCAGGAGGAGCUUGUCAAGGCUAAGGCUCAGGCCAAGGCGGAGGCCACCAAGGCGUAG